CAACCUGGCCGCCCACUGCCCACUUGAUCAAACAACUUUAACUUUUCCUUUCUAUAUCGCGCGCCGUAGUCCAACGACCAGUAGACGUCGAGUUGUUAAGGUGGCUGUGGAGUGGAAUUCAGUUGUUUAAGCUGUCAAAAAAAGCCAAAAAGGCGAUGUUACCGUUCGAUAUCGCUGGUGUACAAUAAAAAACGAAGACAACCGCGUACACGGUGGAUUUAAAUAAUUUGCGUGCUGUAGGUUCUCGUCGCAGUGGUACUUUAAAUUAUUCAUGUGAUUUAAUUGGUUAGAAGAUUAGACCUGCAGUUUUUUUUUUUAUCAUAAUGAGGAAAAUUAACAACCUAACUGCGAUGUCACUGCACUUAAAUUGUCUGGCUUUACUACUCUGUGUUACUGCCUCCACAGCCAUUGCUACCAUCAUCCCUUCGUCAACGAUUGCACCUGAAGUUGCGUCGGAUGUUCGAGUUCAGUGCAAUAACGAUCAAAUCGUUAUAAACAUCGGCACCAUCUCAGGACGAUUUAAUGGUAUGGUUUAUCCCAGAGGACUGUCCAAAAAUAGUUCUUGUUUGGGCGAAUGGAUCGAAACUAAAACACCCAUUGAAUACACUCUACCUCUUCGAGGCUGUAACACAAUGAGCACUGAUUUGGAUGACGGUGGUAUCGAAUAUUAUAAUACGAUUGUAGUUCAACCUCAUCUUAAACUAGUAACAAAUCAGGGAAGAGGAUUCCACAUACGAUGUCGAUAUAGCACCAGAAACAACACUGUAAUGAACGAUUCGCUAAAAGUAGAUUUAAUGGGAGCUGACCCAAUACAAGCUUUAUCGCCAAUGCCAGGCUGCAAUAUGAAAAUCUUCUCUGGCGACCCGGCGAUGAAAGAAGUUGCAGAAAACGUAAAAAUAGGCGAUCCUCUAACCUUGGUUGUAAAUUUAGACGAACAAGAAACGUAUGGCUUCCUUGUAACCGAUUGCUUGGUUAGGGAUGGAUUGGGAUGGGGAGAACAAAAACUGAUCAGCGAGGACGGGUGUCCAACGGAUCCAGAGAUCAUGGGAAUGUUUAAGUAUUCCCAAGAUAAGUCGAAAGCUUCAGUGGAGUUCCAAGCUCAUAAAUUUCCGUACACAGCAUCAGUUUACUACCAGUGCAAUGUUAAAUUGUGCUUAAAGGCUGAUAAGAGCUGUGAUGUGGAGCCUACCUGUGGAAACAAUAACGGCAACAGGAUUCGUCGUCAAGCUGAAUCAGAUAAGGAAGGAACUCCUGCUAAAAUCGAUGUAUAUACUGGACUUGUAGUUAACGAAGCUAAUGAUCUCGCCAAACCAGAAGAAGAAGACUCUGUAUUUAGUGAAAAGACCUCGGACAGCAUUUGUAUCUCUCAGAAAAGCUUUGCGAUUGGGAUAUGUAUAGCAGGUCUGAUUUUAAUGCUAUGCGUGGUGGCUGCCAUUCUGUGCCUCCUAGCAAAGAGAAGAAAGAAGACAACAUCGCACUCCAGCGGCUCCAUCUAUAGCGGACCCUACACUAAUACAGCUUAUAGCCAUACUAGUUAAAUAGUUUAGACAGUAGUUCCAAAAGCAACAGUUAGAGUUUCUAGCAUUUAUUUUCUACGGAAAGCGUACUUAAUUUAUUUGAAAUCUUUCAAAUGAUUCAUGAACUCUAAUUGAUUGAUAAAAUAUUUCGUCAAUUUUUAGUUAUACUGCCAUGUUCGUUAAAUUCCAAGUUUUUGAGAUAGCUCAAAGUGCCAUAAACUUGGCUGAUAUUGCUCACAUCGUUUUCUGAAUUAUUGAUGUCAGUUUCAUAAUUAAGAAAAGGAUGAUGCUUCUGCUGUACACAUAUACACGUCAUAAGAUACCAAUAACUUAAUAUAUGUUAUGACAUUUUUGAGAAGACUAUUUUUGUGUUCUCAUUACCUCACCUACAGUUGAGUCCGCGAGUCUUUACCCGUGCGUCAUCAUUUAAAGCAUACGAAAUAAGUCGGAAAUCUAUUUCACGCAACAAAAACUGACAGAAAGUGGCUACUGUUCCGAUUACGGGUUUUAUUAUAAAAUUUGACGUUAUCAAAUAAUAUAUAGAAUGUCAAUGUAAGUUUUGCUUCAAAAUUUUUGUGCAGAAUUACAGCUACAUUUGAAGUAGCUUAAUAAAUUAUUUUAUUAUUAUUGAUUAAUAAAUAAAUAAACAAUUUAUAAAAAAAUUCAAUAACAUAUUUUAUUUUUGUUAUUUUAUUCACUUUGACGGAAAUCUAAACACAAUCAUUUCUUUACUGUGUGAAUGACGUUAGCUUUGUAUGUUUUGAAUAUUAAUUGCCAAAAUAUAAUUAUUUACCUUAAAAUUUCAAAGCCCAAUAUAAAAUUAGUUGUGAAAACAACUGUUUGUGUAAUAUAAAGAAACUUCAAAACGCAAAAAUUCGACAAAAACCGCAAAAAAUUAAACUGGCAGCCACAAAAGUAAACAAAGCAGAAACGUCAAACAAAUUGUGCUUAAAAUAUGACAACAUACCGAAUCGUAUUUUUUUGUACCUAUCUCUUUUCAAUGCACUGAGUCUAGAUGGUUCAUAAAAAUAACAUGGGUUUUUACUUAAUAACAAACGGCAGCUGGUUUGUCAUGAGUUUCAUGAGUGGAAGAGAAUGAUGCUAGAUAAAAAGUAUGUGUUUUAUCUCGCCAGGUAUUAAUGACGCACGGCUAAAGACUCGCGGACUCAACUGUACGAUGUUCUAAAUAAUGCCGAAGAAAAUUGAAAACUGCAAUAUUUAAAAGGAAUACUCCUAACUCAAGGCCUAAAAAAAGAAAGCUGUAGAAUUUCGGAAACAAAAAUUCUUAUAUGAUUUUUGAUCACUAGAUCUUCAAGACUUAAUGAGAUUUACAAACGAGUUUACUUAAGGUUUGUUCCAACUCGAUACAAAACCGUUCUUGAACGGUUACGAGUAUGCGCAGUAACAAAAAAGUGUUAUUGCGCAUAAUUAUUCGUUAUUACGCAUGCGCGUAACGAUUCAAGAACGGUUUUGUAUCGAGAAAAUACUAUCAGCAUGAUCAUAAGCCAGCUUGGAUCAUUUUAAAUCUGAGAGUAUUCCUUUAUGUAAAAAUCUAAUUUUUUAAGGAUUUUGAGCAACAAAGCCAAUUGAUAUUUGUGACGUGUAUAUUACAGACUGCUUUGUUUAAGUAAUAGUAAGGUUUAACUACAUAGAACCGUUGUGAUAAUAAAAACACGAGUAAUUACAUAAAUAUCGAUAGAAAAUUUAAGACAAAUCGAAAUUAUAACUCUUAACAGUGAAUUAUAACUUUGCAGGGUAAUGGUGAUGGGAUAAUUAAACGUUAUUAGAAAAAAAAAUGAAACAAAUACCUAAAAAAUUCACACGAGAAUUUGAAUUUUUAGAUAUUUCUUUCUAUACUGUUCAACUGAAUAAACUAAUAGCAUCAAAAGAUCUAUCUAAAUGGAUCCGAGUGUACUAUUAGUUUGUUCUAAAUAUAAGUACACAUUUUUCCUGAAACUUUUUGAUUAGUUCCAGUGAAAAUUAGUUGUAUUUAAAAUAUGUGUAGUUUAGAUUUUCAUAUCGUAAGUUUUAGAUGUUAUUGCAUAAACUGUUUUUGGUUUUGAAUCAUAGGCUCAUUGUUAUAAUGUACAUACUGUACAAUGGGAAUCUGGUUCCUAACCUGUUUGCAAUUUUGCAAAACGAUAUUAAAAAGGUUUUGUAGUAACAUUGUUCUAACAUAAAUAAAAGUAUUUUCAAAAAGG
Molecule: messenger RNA, 3718 nt
Organism: Diabrotica virgifera virgifera (western corn rootworm)
Lineage: Eukaryota; Metazoa; Arthropoda; Insecta; Coleoptera; Chrysomelidae
Gene: pio
Product: cuticlin-4
Exons: 8
Coding region: 324-1538 (404 amino acids)
Source: RefSeq, a predicted model, not a curated record